CAUCACCCAGGUUUUCUAUAAGAAAAACCACGAACCGCAACCGCCUCGAUUGCGAUUGUGGAAACCCUCGCCCUCUUUGUCAUCCCCAACGAGAUCACGCAUUUCCAUGCUCCUUCCUUCGCCGUCGCCCUCGAGACGGUGAUGUUCUAACACGAGAAAUUUACGUGCGGUGUUUCCUCAAGUAGUUGCCGUGUUUGAGCCGCUGCAAUGGUGAUCUUGGGCAAGCGCCAGAGGAGCUCCGACUGUGGGAUCCUCGAUUUGUAUCGACGCGAGGUUGGACUCCUGUCAUCAAGAGCUUUCUCGCAACGCGCUAGGGCUUCAAAGGAUCUUGUUCUGUAUUUGGGACUUGACAGAAAGCUUAACAAGCAUAAUGGCUGUGUAAAUACGGUGAGCUUGAAUGAGAAUGGGAGCAUUCUUGUAUCAGGAUCAGAUGAUCAAAUGGUAAUACUGUGGGAUUGGGAGGUUGGUACUGUAAGGACUUGCUUCCACUCUGGUCAUAAAAACAAUGUUUUCGAAGCACACAUCAUGCCUUGUACGGAUGAUCAGACAAUUGUUACAUCUGCUGCAGAUGGUGAGGUAAGGCUUGCCCAUUUGCGAGAAGGUGGUCAGGUAACUACAGAAUUGCUAGCUGAACAUGAUGGUGCAAUCCAUAAGGUUGCUUUUGAACCUAGAAAUCCCCAUGUUCUUUAUAGCGCUGGUGAAGAUGGUCUAGUUCAGCAUUUUGAUCUUAGAUCCAAAAAUUCAACAAAGCUCUUCAUAUGCAGAUCGUUUAGGAGAAGAACAACUUAUACAUCAUUUGUCAGUCUCAUGACUAUUUCAUUAGACCCAAGAAAUCCAAACUGUCUUGCAGUUGCUGGUGCUGAUGACUAUGCUCGGGUGUAUGACAUUCGCAAGUACAAAUGGGAUGGAUCAACUAAUUAUGGUCUUCCAUGUGAAAACUUUUGUCCUCCACAUCUGAUUCAUCACACACAAGGGAUAACAGGAUUGUCUUUCUCUGAUUCAAGUGAGCUGCUGGUCUCUUAUAUGAAUGAAUAUAUCUAUCUCUUUCAAAAAGAUCAAGGUCUGGGUUCAAAUCCUGUCUCCUGGCUUUCUGAUAGCUAUCCAGAUGAUAACUCCAAUUCAGUUCCAAUAUCUACAUCCAACUUGAGCCAAGGGAUUAAGGUGUAUAAAGGACAUCGUAACAGAAAGACUGUGAAGGGUGUGAAUUUCUAUGGACCUAAUUGCGACUAUGUAGUUAGUGGAUCCGACUGUGGUCGCAUAUUUAUUUGGAGAAAGAAAGAUGGGGUACUUUUACGUGCUAUGGAAGGAGAUAAACAUGUGGUGAACUGUAUUGUAUCUCACCCUCAUACCACCAUGCUUGCAAGUUCUGGAAUUGAGAAAGACAUAAAGAUCUGGGUUCCUAACACAAUGGAACCUUUCAAACCAGCAAAUCUAGAUAAGAAAGACAAUGAUGACAAUGACGACGAGGACGACGACGAUGACGAGGAUGAUGAAGGCAAAGAUCUGGAAGAUGAUGACGACGACGACUCUUAUGAUUCUGAUUUCAGUGAUUGUGAUGAUGACACUGAGGAAGAUGUCUUUGGCGAUAAUAUUAGUUCCGAUGAUGCUGACCUGGACUACUAUGUUCAUUUCAACAAUUCGCCGUAAUAGCCACUGAGAUUUGGACAAUAAUUUACCAAGUUUAAAGUAACCAGUCAGCUUUCGUAAACUGUUGGUGCAAAGCUAGCUACGCAAGUACAAGCAAUGAAUAUUUGUUGCCCAACAGGAUCAUAAAUCUCAAAAUGUAUUUACCUUAAAAUGUCUAGUAUGAAAUAUUAGAAGGUUCUAAACGUACAUUUUACAGGGUUUGUAAAUUUGUAAUUAACGUAGGCGAUUUGAGUCCAGUUUGCCGUAUGUAAUUAUUCUGACAUUGUCCUGAUUCGAACAUUAUCUCAAUGUGAUCCAGUGAUGCACAGACUUUGGUGGCUUCA
Molecule: messenger RNA, 1970 nt
Organism: Zingiber officinale
Lineage: Eukaryota; Viridiplantae; Streptophyta; Magnoliopsida; Zingiberales; Zingiberaceae
Product: DDB1- and CUL4-associated factor 8-like
Exons: 5
Coding region: 208-1647 (479 amino acids)
Cellular component (GO): Cul4-RING E3 ubiquitin ligase complex; cytoplasm
Molecular function (GO): protein binding
Source: RefSeq, a predicted model, not a curated record